AUGUCUUCCCUAUUGCCAUUAGCAUCGUAUAACCUUGAACUUCAACCGUUCUCUCCAGAACCUUGUCAGCCUGAGGACUUCCCAGUCACUGUCAGAUUGACUUUGGCAGCUGUUAACCCAGAAGCAUUCGACGAUAAGGAGGAGCCAUCCACCUUGAGAAUCCUCAAGAAGUCUGUCCAGCUUGACGACUUCGACUCUGACGAUGAGGAUUUUGAUAUCGACAUGGAUGAGUCCAGCGACGAGGAGAAUGAGGAGAAGAUCACUGAAGUUGAAGACGAAAACGCUGAAAAAGAAAAGUCUGACGAAUCCGAGGACGACGAGGACAACUCUGAGAACUCUGAGAACUCUGACGAGGAUGACGAGGAGGACGAUGAUGAGGAGGACUUUGAGGAUGACGAAGCCAUCGAGGAGCACAUCAUCUGUACCUUGUCUCCAAAGAGCCAAUACCAACAGACUUUGGACCUGACCAUCUUGCCAGACGAGGAAGUUUACUUUGUUGUCACCGGAUCGUAUUCUAUCCACUUGACCGGUAACUACGUUGAGCACCCUUACGACGAGGAGGAAGAUGACUACUCUGAUGAGGACUCUGAGGACGAUGAGGAUUACGACAGUGACGAGUACGACUUGACUCCUGAUGAGGACGAGAUUGUUGACGGCGAGGACUUCGACCUCGACGAAUUGGAAGGUGUCGAUGACAUCGAAGGUAAGAUUGAAGAGCUUGUUGAGGAAGAUCAAAAAGCUGGAAAAACCGAAAAAGCUGACGCAAAAAAGAGAGUCGCAGAGGAGGAGCCAAAGCAGGAGAAGGAGACAAAAAAGUCCAAGAAGGAGGCAAAAAAGGAGGCAAAAAAGGACAAAUCUGUCAAGUUCAAUAAGGAGCUUGAGCAGGGUCCCACUGGUCCAGCCGCCAAGGAGUCUCCAAAGGCCGAUGAGAAAAAGAAGUUUCCCAUUAAGCAGUUGCAGGGUGGUGUGACUGUCGAGGACAGAACUGUUGGAACCGGACAGAUUUGCAAGAAGGGACAGAAAGUCGGUGUCAGAUACAUUGGAAAGUUGAAGAACGGAAAAGUGUUCGACAAAAACACUUCCGGAAAGCCAUUCAUCUUUGCUUUGGGCAAGGGUGAAGUUAUUAAAGGCUGGGACGUUGGUGUUGCUGGUAUGGCUGUUGGCGGUGAGAGAAGAAUCAUCGUUCCUGCUGCUAUGGCCUAUGGAUCCAAGAAACUUCCAGGUAUUCCAGCCAACUCCGAAUUGACUUUCGACGUCAAGUUGUUGAGCAUUAAAUAA
Messenger RNA from Ogataea philodendri, 1278 nucleotides. RefSeq lists its product as uncharacterized. NCBI's taxonomy places the organism in Eukaryota, Fungi, Ascomycota, Pichiomycetes, Pichiales, Pichiaceae. The record is from RefSeq and is a predicted model, not a curated record. The coding region runs from base 1 to 1278 and encodes 425 amino acids. Gene Ontology annotation, cellular component: chromatin; nucleolus. Gene Ontology annotation, molecular function: macrolide binding; peptidyl-prolyl cis-trans isomerase activity. The transcript has a single exon.